Messenger RNA from Gossypium raimondii (Peruvian cotton), 1076 nucleotides. RefSeq names its product protein CANDIDATE G-PROTEIN COUPLED RECEPTOR 2-like. NCBI's taxonomy places the organism in Eukaryota, Viridiplantae, Streptophyta, Magnoliopsida, Malvales, Malvaceae. Bases 470 to 775 code for a protein of 101 amino acids. Gene Ontology annotation, molecular function: G protein-coupled receptor activity. Gene Ontology annotation, biological process: G protein-coupled receptor signaling pathway. The transcript is spliced from 7 exons. Gene Ontology annotation, cellular component: plasma membrane. The record is from RefSeq and is a predicted model, not a curated record.
UCAUUUUUCAAUUUUUGCCCUCAGCUUCAUUUUCUACUUCUGUAACUUUCUUUCCAACCAUCUCUACGUUUCCCUUUUUUUCCAUUGAUUGCAGAGAAGACCUAGAUAUUUCAGGGUUGCCUUUGGCUCGUUAGCUUGCUCAACCUUGUUUGGUGUUUCAUUCAGGCCUGGGAAUGCACUCUUGGAAAGGAAAUGGCAUGGAAUAUCUUAUCAUUGUUCACAACUUCUGGGAUGCUAUUCCUGGAAGUUAGCUUGUUGGCAUUUCUACUGCAAGGAAAUCAUGCUAGUGGGUUGCAAGCUUUGACACGGACAUUUGUUAUUUCAGGGCUUAUUGUUGGUUUGGACUUACUUCUCAAGGCUAUUUACCUAUUUGGAUUCGGUGUGCCCUUGUUCAUUGACAACUCCGAACAUCCACGUCAGAUAAAAUGGGGUCUGUGGGUUGUUCACAGGCUAGUGCUGACUGCUAUUUAUGGCUCCAUACUGUUUAUGUACCAUUCCAAGUGGAGAGAAAGCAAGACCUGCAUUCUACAAAUUUGUUGCCUUCAUGUUCAUCUUGAAUGCACUAGAACUGUUUGCUUGUGCACUAACUGGAAAUGGAGCUAGCUUUGGGUUUUGGUUGUACAGCGCCACAAUCGUUUGCUACCAUGCCUUUUGCCUUCCUCUUCUGUAUAUUACUUUUCUAGCAGAUUUUUUUGAGGAGGAAGACAUGCGUUUAGAGAAUGUGUACUACUCAGAGAUGAAAGAUGCUGGUUUCUUUGAUGCUGACUGGGAGUAAGCAUCGAAUGAACUUUGAAUUAGUAGCUUCUCUAUACAUAAAGCUCUGUAAAUAUAAAGUGCAGUUCAGAUUGUAAAAUCUUUGCUCAAACGGAUGAUGGAUCUAUGUCUCAAUAUACCGAUAUUGCUGUCGGAACAAAUCCAAUAAUGUAGAAUGUGCUUUACCUAGAGCUUCUUGCUAAAGAUCAGUUAGUCCUUGAUUUUUUUUUUCAGUAUGAACUAUGUGUUAUCAAGUAGAUUUGGAGUUUGAAUAUCUACAUCUAAAUUAUUUUCAUUUCUAAGCAGAGAUCUUUUCUGUUCAA